AUGGCCUUCCGUGUCCCCACCUGCAACGUGUCAGUUGUGGAUCUGACCUGCCGCCUGGAGAAAGCUGCCAAAUAUGACGACAUCAAGAAGGUAGUGAAGCAGGCAUUAGAGGGCCCCCUGGGCUACACUGAGGACCAGGUUGUUUCCUGUAACUUCAACAGUGACACCCACUCUUCCACCUUCGACACUGGGGCUGGCAUUGCCUUCAAUGACCACAUUGUCAAGCUCAUUUCCUGGUGUGACAAUGAAUUCGGCUACAGCAACCGGAUGAGGCUUUUAGAAAGUAUCCGGGAGGCCACGGGCUUCAGGAUUUCAGCAGCAGGGGAAAAGCGUUUUGAAGCCCUAGGCCGCAGCCUGAACGUAGGAAUUGCUAAGAAAGUGAUGUUUAAUUACAAAAAAAUCAGCACAGAUUUUCAGUGGGGAAACUGUUUUGCAAACCUGCGAGGUGAACCUGUAAAGGAACAUGUUAACGGCUGA
Messenger RNA from Nyctereutes procyonoides (raccoon dog), 477 nucleotides. RefSeq names its product glyceraldehyde-3-phosphate dehydrogenase-like. The record is from RefSeq and is a predicted model, not a curated record. The transcript has 2 exons. Gene Ontology annotation, molecular function: oxidoreductase activity, acting on the aldehyde or oxo group of donors, NAD or NADP as acceptor. The coding region runs from base 1 to 477 and encodes 158 amino acids. NCBI's taxonomy places the organism in Eukaryota, Metazoa, Chordata, Mammalia, Carnivora, Canidae.